GGUUACUCUCUCUCUCGCUCUCUUUCUCUCUCUAGCCAUCCAUCUUUCUCUCUCUAUUUCCAUCUCUCUCUCUCGGUCUCUGUCUCUCUCUCUCUCUCUUCAGUUCCUCUUUCUUUCUCCUCUGACGCACUCAACCUGCGGUAUACUACCUGUGCGUAGCGAAGCUUGUCGGGCCGAUCCAGAGGUGUUUCUAGUGAGGAGCAGGACAGGAAAGAAGUGUGAAGAGACCGCUGACAGACUGAACGACUGUUCUCAGGAAGUUGCUCACCUGCUCUGCUGUGUCUGCCAGAGUGAUGAGGAUGAGACUUGGGAACUGACUCUUUCUCCCCCCGCUCUCCUGAAAAUGCCAAACCUGGACUGACUGAUGGAUGUUUCUGAACUGUUUGAAAUGUUUCAGACUCCCUCUGUCAUCACGACCAGUUGCUGAGCAGGAUGCCCUCUGACCUCCAGGAGCGUCACCUGACCUCCAGCUGUGACUCCUAUAUCAAGACCGAGCCCUCCUCCCCCUCCUCCUCAUUGGUUGACAUCAUCAGCCACCACAGUCCCUCUGCCAAUAGCGACGCCAGCGGCAGCUACAUCAACGUAAACAACCUCAACGGAAGCUCGCACGUCCUCGACUCCCCAUCCAUGUUUAACCCGGGCAUGCUGGGAGGGGGCGGAGCUUGUCUCCGGAGGUAUGACGACUGCGGAGAGGGCGUGGCGGAUGAGUCGCCGAUCAAGUGCGAGUAUACGUUGAAUGCGAUUCCGAAGAGGCUGUGUCUGGUGUGUGGGGAUAUCGCAUCAGGUUACCACUAUGGGGUCGCCUCCUGUGAGGCCUGCAAAGCCUUCUUCAAAAGGACCAUACAAGUCAGCAGACGCUCUAAUCCAGAGCAACAUACAAGGAACAUAGAGUACAGCUGUCCAGCCACUAACGACUGUCAAAUCACCAAGAGGAGACGCAAGUCCUGCCAGGCCUGUCGCUUCAUGAAGUGUCUCAAAGUGGGCAUGCUCAAGGAGGGUGUGCGUCUGGAUCGUGUGAGGGGUGGAAGACAGAAGUACAAGAGGAGAAUGGGGGACACGGAGAACGGGGCCUAUCUAGGCCUGACACUUCCCCCUCCUGCCAAAAAGCCAUUGACAAAGAUUGUGUCUCACCUGCUGGUGGUUGAACCAGAGAAGAUAUAUGCCAUGCCAGACCCGACCAUGCCAGACGGAUACAUCAAGGCCCUGACCACACUGUGUGACCUGGCUGACAGAGAACUGGUGGUCAUCAUCGGCUGGGCCAAACACAUCCCAGGAGCGGCGACCCUUGUCACUGACCCUGGAUUGGAGACCCUAGCAGCGGGCCCCGAAUAG
Molecule: messenger RNA, 1332 nt
Organism: Salvelinus fontinalis (brook trout)
Lineage: Eukaryota; Metazoa; Chordata; Actinopteri; Salmoniformes; Salmonidae
Product: steroid hormone receptor ERR2-like
Exons: 7
Coding region: 433-1332 (299 amino acids)
Biological process (GO): regulation of DNA-templated transcription
Molecular function (GO): sequence-specific DNA binding; DNA-binding transcription factor activity; zinc ion binding
Source: RefSeq, a predicted model, not a curated record